AUGAAAAGGGACAUUUCCCAGUUAUUAUCACUGAAUGGUCAACAAGUACUGUCAAUAGGGAAACAUGGUGUAAGAAAAGAGAGGAAAGUUCAAGCUUUAUUGAAGUUUCCUUCAACAUCCUUGAUAACGACUGCAACAACAUGCAAAACAUGUGGAAUGACUUAUGUCCAUAGUAUUCACAAGGAGAAACAACUUCAUGAAAAGUACCAUGUUAACUUCAUGAACGGUGUACCAUGGACCACCUUAGAGACCGAAAAAGUAAUUCAAAUCGUUACAAUUAUGAAGGAAACGGUAAAACAUACACACGUCUUUGACAAAGAUACGGUUGGAGUAACCACAAUGCAAGCGAAGAUAUUAAUAAUCGAUAAGAAAAACAAAAAGCAGGUGAAAAAGACCGAAGAGCUAAUUGACAUGGUAAAUCGAGAAUUGAAUGCCUCAGAUGACUCUAAAGCGUGGAGAAAAGAGAAUCUUGAGCUUGGUAAAGCAUUUGUUAUAAUAAUUGACGAAAGAGCUAUUGGUAUAUGUACUACAGAUCCCAUUAAGGAUGUCGAAAGACAGAGCAGGUGGUUGGUUCAUAGAACACAAACCAUUGUUCCAAAUCAGAUAAAUAAGCUGAUUCAAGUAGGUGUUUCAAGGAUCUGGAUAGCUCCACGAUGGCGAAGAUGUGGACUUGCAAUUAAACUACUUGAUGUGGUGCUAAAAAAUUUAGUAUAUGGUAUUGCUUUGAGUAGACGGAAUAUUGGGUUUAGUCAACCAAGUCAUUUUGGAGGUCUAUUGGCAAAAACGUUUUGUGGGGUUGAGCAUAAGAGUGGUGAAACAUUAAUACCGAUAUACUUAGAAGAAUAG
Molecule: messenger RNA, 846 nt
Organism: Priceomyces carsonii
Lineage: Eukaryota; Fungi; Ascomycota; Pichiomycetes; Serinales; Debaryomycetaceae
Exons: 1
Coding region: 1-846 (281 amino acids)
Biological process (GO): mitotic sister chromatid cohesion
Cellular component (GO): nucleus; chromatin
Molecular function (GO): protein-lysine-acetyltransferase activity
Source: RefSeq, a predicted model, not a curated record